UUCUUCUCCAUUUUUUCAGAAAAAAUGGAGAAAACUCUUGAACUUGCUGAAGAAUUAGGUUGUAUAAAAUAUGUGAAACUAGACCGAACGAAUAAACCUAUAGAGUGCAGCCAAGAGAUUAAAUAUCUUCUCAUCAUAGAUUUUGAAUCCACCUGCUGGCAGGAGAAAUCUUCAGGAUUUCCUCCAGAGAUAAUUGAGUUCCCAGUUCUCCUUGUGGAUUUGGUUACAGGGGAAACAGUAUCAGAGUUCCAUGAGUACGUGAUGCCAACAGAACAUCCUAGAUUGACCAGCUUUUGUACACAGCUUACAGGUAUAAAUCAGGAAACUGUCGAGUCUGGUAUACCCCUGGGGACUUGUCUUCUACUCUUUAACUCUUGGAUUAAGGAGAUGACAGAAAAGUAUAAUCUUUCUUCAGAUAGCAGUACGGGAAAUUUGUAUACCUGCUGUACAUGGUCGGACUGGGAUUUAAACCUCUGCCUUGAGAAUGAAUGUAAAAGGAAACAAUUGAAGAAACCGCUAGAAUUAAGACGAUGGAUUGAUAUCAGGGCUGUAUACAAACAGUUUUACCAGCGAACUCCGAAGGGUUUAAAGGGAGGAUUGAAGGAUGUUGGAUUAGAGUUUGAAGGUCGUGAGCACAGUGGUAUUGAGGAUGCCAGGAACACUGCUAGAUUAGUACUAAGUAUGGUACAGAGCGGAUGUAAACUAACAGAAACUAAAUCUAAUCCAACUCUUAGUUCUGAUCUUAACAACAGGAAGCAGCAGCCCUCAGAUAGAAAAUAUGUUCCAAAAAUAUAUUUAAAAGAAAACUUAAAUAAUAUAAAAAUCCUGGCGCCAACUAGGAAAUGAUAAAUAAAUGAUUUUGGUAUUUUUAACAAUUAUGUUUUUGUCACUAUAUUACGAUUAUUGCAUCAAGUAUCAAUUGAGUUUUUAUACAUUAUAAAUAUUAAGUUUUUAAAAUAAAUAGAGUUCAUAA
This is a messenger RNA of Eurytemora carolleeae, 973 nucleotides long. Its product is annotated as ERI1 exoribonuclease 2. Bases 25 to 846 code for a protein of 273 amino acids. Lineage: Eukaryota; Metazoa; Arthropoda; Copepoda; Calanoida; Temoridae. Gene Ontology annotation, biological process: exonucleolytic trimming to generate mature 3'-end of 5.8S rRNA from tricistronic rRNA transcript (SSU-rRNA, 5.8S rRNA, LSU-rRNA). The transcript has 13 exons. The record is from RefSeq and is a predicted model, not a curated record. Gene Ontology annotation, molecular function: 3'-5'-RNA exonuclease activity; nucleic acid binding.